ACUCACGGUCAUCGGCACUGCCCAUACACUCAGUCCACCCUGGCGGGGACCUCACCAAUGACCUCCAUGAAAACAGGGUCCCAGACAAGCCAGUUGGUCUGAAGGCCAUGGCGCUGACUGACCACAUCAGGGUGUGCUGGCAGCCCCCCGCACAGCACAAUGUGAUGCUGUGCGGCUACACCAUUGCCUGGGACCAAGGCGUGGCGGACAUCUACUCCAAGAUCGUGGACAGCAAGCAGCACGGUUACAUCAUUGAUAAGCUGGAACCCAACAUGGAGUUUGUGAUAAGCCUGCGAGCCUUCAACAACGUGGGUGACGGGCAACCGGUGUACCAGCAAGUCCGCACCCAGCCAGAGGAGGAGGAGGUGGUGGCACCCACGCUGGACCCGGCGGUGGGGGUGAAGGCCGUGGUGCUGACGCCCUUCACCGUGGUGCUGCAGUGGGCGGACACCAUGCUGAGCCAGAACCAGUACAACAGCUGCACCACCUUCUCGUCCUCAUCCUCCAGCCGCUACGUCAACGCCACGGAUGUGACCUGCCUCAUUGACAGCCUCAAGCCAUCAACAGUGUGUGAGUUUGCUGUGAAGACCAUCAGGGUGAGACCACAGUGCUGGAAGCCUUCGUUCUUCUUUCAGUAAAUAUUCACUCAGUCCUGCAACACUUCUCAAGGAAAUCCUGCACAGCUGAAUCCUUGCUGUGAUGAGGCACAGAGAAAUUAUGACUCAUAGGGUGAGCUAUUAUUAGUGUUUGAGAUAUUGAUUUUUUCAUUGACCUUUUGCAAAUACUUAAAAAUGAACCUUACAUAAUGGUAUCAGAAAC
Eriocheir sinensis (Chinese mitten crab) is the source of this 819-nucleotide messenger RNA. Its product is annotated as neogenin-like. Gene Ontology annotation, biological process: cell-cell adhesion. Gene Ontology annotation, molecular function: protein binding. Lineage: Eukaryota; Metazoa; Arthropoda; Malacostraca; Decapoda; Varunidae. The record is from RefSeq and is a predicted model, not a curated record. The transcript has 4 exons. Bases 108 to 638 code for a protein of 176 amino acids.